UUCUAGUUGAAUCCACAUAAUUGUAAAAUUAAGUUAGACUCAACUGAACUUGAGAACUCACGGUUUUAUGUGAGUUUUUUUGUGAUAUUUAUUAUUUUUGUUUAUAGACAAAGACAGUUAAUUUUUUUAUGGAAAAGAAUAUAUUGUAGAGAAAAAAAAAAUCAAUCGUUAAAUUUUUUUAAACUUUUCUUGUGAUAAGAACGGUAGAUUUAAGACUAAAAGAAUAUAUAUUUUAUUUUGCCGUCGCAUAUCCCUUCACUUUCAAUUUUAUUUCGUAUAUCAAAUCAAAUGAUCCAAAUGAUGAAAUUUAGUAAAUUUGGUAUCCAUUUCACUCAAUUACAUCGCUUUCAAUAAAUCCUUUUUUUUUUUGUCCGUAAAUCCAAAAAUAUUUUAGUUGUAAUAUUUGUAACUAAAAAAAAUAUUAUGGAAUUUGAACCCUUUUUUAUAAAGAACAUGAAGCUGAGAAUGUGGAUUAAAAUCCCAACUUCGAAUUUCCUCACAUCAAUUGCUUAUAUUUAUGGAAUUGACAGAUUGGUAUGUUUAAAAACUCAUGUGAAGUCACGCUAAAGGAAUUGAAACAAUGGAUGGCACCAGAAAAGGUUAAAUCUUCAAUCACAACUUUUCCUUCUUCAGCUGAAAUAGUACCUGAACCACUUGGUGUUGUGUUAGUCAUCUCUGCAUGGAACUAUCCAUUUUUGCUAUCCCUUGAUCCAGUUGUUGGAGCUAUAGCAGCAGGUAAUGCUGUGGUUCUAAAACCAUCAGAAAUUGCUCCAGCAUCAUCUUCACUGCUGGCAAAAUUGUUAGGGAAGUACAUGGAUAACUCAUCUAUAAGAGUUGUUGAAGGGGCAGUUGAUGAAACUACUGCAUUGUUGCAGCAAAAGUGGGACAAAAUUUUCUAUACAGGUAAUGGAAAAGUGGGAAGGAUAGUGAUGGCUGCAGCUGCAAAACACCUUACACCAGUUGUUCUUGAGCUUGGAGGAAAAUCUCCAACUGUUGUUGAUUCAAAUGUCAAUUUAGAGGUUACAGCUAGAAGGAUAAUUUCUGGCAAGUGGGGCUGUAACAACGGACAAGCCUGCAUUUCUCCUGAUUACAUUAUAACAACAAAAGACUUUGCUCCAUUGUUGGUAGAUGCCUUAAAGACUGAGUUGGAAAACUUCUUUGGAAAGAAUCCAUUAGAAUCAAAUGAUCUGUCGCGGAUUGUGAGUUCUAACCACUUCAAUCGCUUGAUAAAGCUCAUGGAUGAGGAUAAGGUUUCUGACAAAAUUGUUUAUGGUGGUGCAAAAGAUGAAAGCAAAUUGAGGAUUGCUCCUACUAUUUUAUUAGACGUUCCACGAGAUUCACUGAUAAUGAGUGAGGAGAUCUUUGGUCCAUUGCUUCCCAUCAUCACAGUGAAUAAGCUGGAAGAAAGCUUCGAUGUGAUAAACUCCGGAACAAAGCCACUAGCAGCAUAUUUAUUUACAAAUGACAAUAAGUUCAAGGAACAAUUUGUGAAGAAAGUUUCUGCUGGUGGUUUGCUUAUCAAUGACACUGUCUUACAUCUUGUGGUUUGUACUUUGCCAUUUGGGGGAGUUGGAGACAGUGGAAUGGGUGCAUACCAUGGAAAAUUCUCCUUUGAUGCUUUUACUCACAGAAAGGCGGUACUUUAUCGCGGUUUUACAGGCGAUUCAUCUUUAAGGUACCCACCUUACACGGAUACAAAGCAGAAAUGUAUGAAGGCUCUAGUUGCCGGUGAUGUCCCCGGUAUUGUUCGUGCUCUUUUCGGAUGGUCCUAGGCUUUAAUUUGUUUUCAAAUGUGGCUGCUAGUGAUUUACCUUUUGUUCUUAUUCUAUUGUAUUAAUUGUGCACAUUGGUUUCGUUCUAACCACUUUUCAAAAUAAAUUUAUUAAACGAGGUCUAUGCUUGGUAAAAGAAAA
This is a messenger RNA of Cicer arietinum (chickpea), 1913 nucleotides long. The record is from RefSeq and is a predicted model, not a curated record. Lineage: Eukaryota; Viridiplantae; Streptophyta; Magnoliopsida; Fabales; Fabaceae.